CAAAAUAGUCACAAGUGCAAUUUUCUCUCCUUAUCGUGUGGAGUUGGAUUUCGUCUCUAUAAAUUUUCUCAGAAAUCGGAACAAAUAUUGUUCCCUCCCUCGAACGUAUUGGGUGAAAAGAAUGUUCGGUCGCCAAGAAAUUGUUCCCUUGUGAUUUGUGAUUUCGAAAACGGAAGCUUAAGCGAAGGAGUAACACAGACACGAUCAAUGGAUCUUCAAAAUCAACCUCCGAAGGUUUGAAAAUUUUCUCAGUUUGAUAAUCCCUUUAUCAGGUUUUCGUUGGAUUUUUAUUGCAAUUUUUUUUUCAGAUAACAAUCCAUACUCCUGUUCGAUUUUUCGAUUGGGUGAGUUAGUUCAUGGGAAUUGAAGGUUUCUGCUUGUUUAUUGCGACUAUUUAGUGCGAAUCGAUUUCGACGAUUCUAGGGUAUUAUUCAGGGUUUUGUUAGGAGUAAUUCAACUAAUUACUUAAAGAUGCAAUGUCGAAGGGGUGAUGAUUUCUAUGUUAGAGAGUCGGAAAAUAUGGAACUACAUGCACAGGAUCGGCUUCAUCUUGAUCAUGGUCGAUAUGGUAAGCCCCGACGUGAGGCACUGGAUCGAGCUCCGCGUCUUAGGAGAAGUUUGAGCGCUCACAGAAUUGGUGGCUCCCGAGGCGAAGUGGGUUUGCUUCAUAGGGUUGAUGUCUCUGAAAGGAGGAACGGGGAUUGGCAUCUGAGAACUGGAAGGAACAAUGAAAUCGGGUCAAGUUCUCAUUCUUAUGGUCAAGCGAGGAAAAUGCCCAACUACAAGGAAGUGUUUCUGCACAAUGAUCACGGGCAGCUUUCGGAUUUGCAACAGACACAUGUUUUACCCGAGCCAAGGAAAUUUUCUGCCGACAACAAAGUGGUCAAUUAUAAGCAUGAUGUUCGGUAUAGGCAUGAUGAUUUGAGAAUUAGGAAAGAGAUGGAAAUUAUUGAAGGGAGAUGGUCAGAUGGCCGUGGACAGAGGAUGAUGGGUCAGAAACUUUUGGCUAUGGAAGAGGGCACUGCGAUGGGAUUGUAUAAUUCACAUCUUGAUAUUGGUCCCAAGUCAGUUUAUAAAGACUUCUUACCAUCUUCCCAGAGUUUGGAUGUGCGAAGUCAUGACAAUGAAAGACUUAAAUUUCAAAACCAUGUAGUUUCUGAUAAACCUCAGGUCACAGAUUCACGUGAAGUUGAAGAAAGCCAAAGGUUUAAUUCAAGGAAUAUUGGAUAUUCUGCAAGUUCAGGAUUUUAUUCUAGAGGAAAUGAGAGCUCUUUGUCAGGACCAUUGACAAGCAAGUGUUUGGAAUCUUAUCGUGAUGGCCAUUACUUUCAAAUUUCAGAUGAGUUUUCAACAAGGAGCCAUGGAGACCUUGUGGACCCUAUAGAAUUUAAUCCAUAUGGGAAAAGGACCCUUGUAGACUCAGCCAUUGAUCUUGUAAGCGGAAAAAGGAAUCUUACUCCUCAUCAACGAGGAACUAAUAGUCCUAGGAGGGAACAUGAGAGCUAUUUUUAUUCUAAACCUGAGAGAACAGUGAAUAUUUCAAAUGAAGAUCCAUGUCGAGUAAUGCAGAAAACUACUCAAACACAUGACUAUGUUGAUUACGAUGGUACAAUUGUUUCUGAUCCUGGAGACUUUUCAAGACCUAAAGUUACGAACACUAGUAUGCUGAAACUACAAAAUGCUGACGACUUAUGUGUGAACUAUAGAACUGGAAUAGCACUCGACCAUUAUUGGCUUAGAAAACAGGCAGUUUUAGAUUACCCUGAUAUAGGACCAAGCACAGAAGCAAUAAACAAUGACAAUGAAUAUGCCGGUGAGGGAUCCAUCCAUGUUGAUGUGGGGAGGAGAGUAACUCAAGAUUAUGAAAGGUCACACAUUAACCUUUCUCAGUAUUGUCAAACAUCGUAUGCAAGAUCAGAUUAUGGGUCCGAAAGAGAAGUAGGUUCAUAUUGUUUGAAAGAGAGGUUGCAUAGGUCCUCCAUGUCUAAGUGUGAUGGAGUGGCUUACAGAAAUACUGAAAGAGUGCAGAGAAUGACAGAGGGCGUUCAUACUUAUAACUUGAGGGAGGGCCAUGUGCCAAAAAGAAAGUACUUUGAGGAAGAUAUGAAUUUACUUGAUGAUAGAAUAGCUACUUCAUGUGAAGAUACACCCAGUAAGGUUGUGGAUCUUUAUGAUAAUGGUGAACAGUGGAUGGAUGAUGAAAACAGUUGCAGAUAUAUAUCCAGGAAAGAAGAAUUUGACCACAACAAAUACAAGAAGCCAAAUACAAAAUUCAAUCGUCAAAGUUUGUAUGCUUCUGCUGAUUCACAUGAAAGCUAUUUAGAUCAUGUUAAAAAAUAUAAACCUGGUCCAAAAUAUAUGAAGGGCAAUAGAAGGCAUGGUCCUUCAAGCUGGAUCAAGUCACAAAAUGUUGGUCACAGAAAUAGUUCUCACAGACCAGUUAAAAAUUGGAAAAAAACUGAAGAGAAUGAUUAUGCUUGUGUAAAUGAUGAUGACUUGUCAGAUGAUUUGGUAAUAUCUACAGAAUCUGAACCUCCUGAGGAUUCUGAAGAGUUCAAACAAUUGACUCAUGAGGCCUUUUUGAAGUGCUCAAAAAUGUUGAAUAUGAAGUCUAGUGUCCGGAAAAAGUACACGGAGCAAGGAAAUGCUGGUAGUUUAUAUUGCAUCAUAUGUCGCAGAAGCCACUCAAAGGAAUUUAUGAAUACUCAACGCCUGGUAAAGCAUGCUUAUAUGUCCCACAAGGUUGGGUUGAGGGCUCUGCAUUUAGGUCUUGCCAAAGCCAUAUGCGUUUUGAUGGGGUGGAAUAGUGUCCGUCCCCAAGACACUGUAACAUGGGUUCCUGAGGUCUUGUCCAAGGAAGAAAUUGUGGUUCAGAAGGAGGAUCUUAUUAUCUGGCCUCCUGUUAUUAUUGUCCGCAACCUUUCUCUGUCAUACAGCAGUCCUGAUAAGUGGAGAGUUGUAACAAUUAAAGCACUGGAGUCUUUCUUGAGAAGCAAAAAUCUGCUGAAGGGAAGAGUGAAAAUGAAUUUGGGGUGUCCUGCAGAUCAAAGUGUAAUGGUGUUGAAGUUCCUGCCUACCUUUUCUGGUUUGACAGAUGCAGAAAGACUCGACAAAUUUUUCUCUGAAAACAGACGUGGAAGAGAGGAUUUUGAGCUGGCAAAGUGCAAAAAGGGUGGAGUGGGAAUGGAGGGAGACAAAAUAGAAGAGGAAGUGCUUUAUGGAUACUUGGGAACUGCAGAGGAUUUGGAUGACGUUGAACUCAAUGUAAGGAAGUUGAGUAUGAUAAAGAGCAAAAAGGAAAUUUUGGAGUUGUAAGAUAUUAAUUAGUAUUUCUCAAAAAGUGUAAUCAAAACUGUUGCUUUUCCUCCUUCGAGUUAACAGGUUCAACAAUGUAACAAUUUUGAGAAUUACACCAUGGAACAAAAAAUGGUACUCCUAUAACACUUUUGUGA
Molecule: messenger RNA, 3452 nt
Organism: Benincasa hispida (wax gourd)
Lineage: Eukaryota; Viridiplantae; Streptophyta; Magnoliopsida; Cucurbitales; Cucurbitaceae
Source: RefSeq, a predicted model, not a curated record